Talaromyces stipitatus ATCC 10500 is the source of this 1114-nucleotide messenger RNA. RefSeq lists its product as uncharacterized. Gene Ontology annotation, cellular component: mitochondrion. The record is from RefSeq and is a predicted model, not a curated record. NCBI's taxonomy places the organism in Eukaryota, Fungi, Ascomycota, Eurotiomycetes, Eurotiales, Trichocomaceae. Bases 41 to 1114 code for a protein of 357 amino acids. The transcript has 2 exons. Gene Ontology annotation, molecular function: (3R)-hydroxyacyl-[acyl-carrier-protein] dehydratase activity.
AACACAGAAAUACAUUCUUCUUUAGCCGAAUAUAUGCAAAAUGCUCACAGCCCUCCGCAAACGCCUUCCCAUCAUAAAAACAGUCCCAAAACAUCGCUACCUAACCUCAAAAUCACAUGUAUCAGAUGCAAGCACAAUAUCGACCUCAUUCCUUUCGCACCACCAAUCCCUCGGCCCCAAACUACGCACCCAAUAUCUCGACAGUAAUCAAAUGCAUCUGCUCACUCUCACUCUAAACCGACCACACCUCUACCCUGACUAUCCCACCAAACCACCUACUAAUAACGUACCCAUUCCACCAGGGUAUCAUUUAGUCUACUUCACACCCUCGUCCCUUGAAUCCGAGCUAGGCGCUGACGGGACUGAUACAUCUUAUAAUCCGGCGGCGCCAUUUACGCGACGCAUGUGGGCUGGAGGAGAGAUAUCAUGGCCUCGCACUCAUAAUCCCAAUGGUGAGGGUAGAGCGAAUUUGUUAAGAAUUGGACAAGAAGUCACUGAAACCACGAGGGUGGUUAGUGCGGAACCGAAGACGGUACGCAGAACAGGGGAGGAGAUGAUUGUCGUUGGUGUUGAGAAGAGGUUUGAGAAUGAGGGGGGUGUCGGGGUUGUUGAUCGGAGGAACUGGGUAUUUCGAAAGACGCUUUCAGAUUCUCCUCAAGAGAGGAACAGGAUUGAUAACACAUCACAACCACUUACAAAUCAACCAAAACUUACAACUCAAGAAUCAAACCCAAAUCUUCUCCACAAGCGUGUCCUUUGCCAAACACCAAUCUCCCUCUUCCGUUUCUCAGCGCUAACCUUCAACGCACACAAAAUCCACUACUCCGUCCCAUGGGCGCAACAAAUCGAGGGUCAUCGCAAUAUUGUCGUUCACGGUCCCUUGAAUUUAAUCAAUAUACUAGAUUUGUGGCGGGAUGUGCAGUACGGCAAGGCACAGCAACGGGAUAGAGAGGAGAUUGUCCCUGAGAGGAUAGUGUAUAGAGCUACGAGUCCGGUUUAUGUUGAUGAGGAGUAUGAGAUUAUUCUAAAAGAAGAGACUGAAAGCGGGGUGAGUUGGGUUAAUGUGAUUAAUCACGAAGGGGUCGACUGUAUGAAAGCCGAGAUCAAGGCAUAA